Orussus abietinus is the source of this 1209-nucleotide messenger RNA. It is a transcript of the gene Nse1, whose product is annotated as non-structural maintenance of chromosomes element 1 homolog. Gene Ontology annotation, cellular component: Smc5-Smc6 complex; nucleus. Lineage: Eukaryota; Metazoa; Arthropoda; Insecta; Hymenoptera; Orussidae. Gene Ontology annotation, molecular function: ubiquitin-protein transferase activity. Gene Ontology annotation, biological process: DNA damage tolerance; double-strand break repair via homologous recombination. The transcript is spliced from 6 exons. The record is from RefSeq and is a predicted model, not a curated record. Bases 253 to 948 code for a protein of 231 amino acids.
GUACAAGUUGCAAAUAAGAAUUCUGAUUGGCUAACGAUUUCACUAGGGAAACUUUUCUUUGGUUUUAACCAAUCGGAAUGUAGAUCGUUUCCACCAGCGGCUCUGAAACUUCAUUGCGAAUGGGUCCAAUAACGUUCUUUUAUUGAAAAUGACGGUUAAAUAAAAUAUGGCAGUGAAGUCCUUGGAAGUCCUGCUGGAAUUGGAUAACCUAGAACCCUGUUAAACUUUGUUAUAAUAUUUAAAUUUGAGAAGAUGGGAGAUUACCGUUACUGUAAGUUAUUUCAAGCGGUCAUAGAUCGUGGUACGAUGUCAGACCAGGAAGCUCGAGAACUGAUUAUUAAAAUAUUUGAAAGCAAUAGACCAACUCAGACGUACAUUACUGAAAUAAAUAAAGAGCUGCAGCGAUUGUCGCUGGUUAUAAAAAGUGCAAAUUGCGAACAUACCGGAGAAAAAUAUUGGAUACUUACAAAUGCCGUACAGGAUGAUAUGACUCGAUAUCAGAUGGAGUUACCGGCCAAUCAGUUGGAAUUAAUAAAAAAAGUACUCCAUAAAAUCGUUACGUCACCAGAUAGUUGCGCAUCGAGCAUCGAUUGCCUUAAUUUUUGCCCCUCGUUAAAACAAUCGAUGUCUAAACACGAUGGUGAUGCGUUUCUUAAAGACAUGAUUGCCCAGAGAUGGUUAUUUUCUAAAGAAGGUUCUUAUUACAUUGGUGUGAGAAGUAUCGUUGAAUUAAUAACGUACCUUAAAACACUUAACGAUGGACCUCUGAAUACAUGCUGUCUAUGUAGACAAAUUAUAUUUUAUGGUAAAAGAUGCAACAAUUGUGAGACUAUAAUGCACCAGUUCUGUUUGGCAGAUUAUGAAAAAGUUCAAGGCUCUUUAAAGUGCCCUAAUUGUAGCCAGAGGAUGGGAGAUGCAAAUACUUCAGGUACACAUGCAGACAAAUAACUGUAGAGAGUGUCGAUUCAAAAGAGACUGUUUCUCAAAGACUGAUAAAACCAUCAAAGGAGAAUUACAACUACAUUAUGAUCUUGGAAUACAUUUUGACAAAGUCAAAUGUUCAUAUUAACUCGUAAGGAAAAUUUGCAUUUAAAAAUCUCUGAUUCCGAAUAAUUUUUAAUGCAGUGAUUGUACAAAAGUAUUUUUAUAAAUCAAUCAGUGUGGCUUUAGCCACAUUUAGAUCGAUGACUUAGCAUCAUUUUGUCAUAA